CCCUCCCAAUCAUGUGAUUCAGGUGUUCCAAUCCCCUCCAUAUCAUGUGAUUCCGGUGUUCCAAUCCCCUCCAUAUCAUGUGAUUCAGUUGUUCCAACCCCUUCCAUAUCAUGUGAUUCAGGUGUUCCAAUCCCCUCCAUAUCAUGUGAUUCAGGUGUUCCAAUCCCCUCCAUAUCAUGGGAUUCAGAUGUUCCAAUCCCCUCCCAAUCAUGUGAUUCAGGUGUUCCAAUCCCCUCCAUAUCAUGUGAUUCAGGUGUUCCAAUCCCCUCCAUAUCAUGUGAUUCAGGUGUUCCAAUCCCCUCCAUAUCAUGUGAUUCAGGUGUUCCAAUCCCCUCCAUAUCAUGGGAUUCAGAUGUUCCAAUCCCCUCCCAAUCAUGUGAUUCAGGUGUUCCAAUCCCCUCCAUAUCAUGUGAUUCAGGUGUUCCAAUCCCCUCCAAGUCA
This is a messenger RNA of Staurois parvus, 441 nucleotides long. The record is from the annotation of a GenBank genome assembly. Lineage: Eukaryota; Metazoa; Chordata; Amphibia; Anura; Ranidae.